This is a messenger RNA of Suillus fuscotomentosus, 2385 nucleotides long. RefSeq lists its product as uncharacterized. The record is from RefSeq and is a predicted model, not a curated record. The coding region runs from base 1 to 2385 and encodes 794 amino acids. The transcript is spliced from 6 exons. NCBI's taxonomy places the organism in Eukaryota, Fungi, Basidiomycota, Agaricomycetes, Boletales, Suillaceae.
AUGCCCACCAGCGCAGCUUCAAAACGCAUGGCGACUCGACCUAAGAAUGCAACUCAGCAUCCAGGACAUAUUCUGACUGGGGGCGAAAACCGUACAAAAAGACGUACCAAAGCUCAAAAGGCCGCCGACGACCAACGUGAAGAAGAGGAGAAGAAGGCAAGUAAAGCAGCUGUACUGGAAACUAAUAAGCGCGUUGCGGCAUUUCAUAAAAAGAUGGAGACAGACCAAGCUGCUGCGCGUGCUGAUGCACCUAAGCCUAGUCGUCCUCGUCCUCGUCCUGUGAAAAAGGCUGUGAAAGCUCCAGAGACCACCGACUUGACUACGGCUGCCGGUAAGGCUGUUGGCGCUAUAGGCAAUGGUGGCAGGGCUGAUAAAUCAGCAGCCAGUGCCAAUAUUGAGCAUCCUGGGAGUGAAGAAGACGAGGAGUUGGAGGUGCAGAUGCCAGGAGCACGCAAGAAGAAGGGAAAGAGGAUGGUGAUCCCAGUGAAAACACCUGUGAGAGAUGCGAUUGAUGUGGCGGGUGCCCUUAUCGCCAACGAAUCAACACAGGCACGUGAUGAUGAUAGGUCGUCUGACUCGGAUGUCUCUCCACCUGGUUCUAAAAAAUUCAGUCAUAUCGGUCGUAUCCCGAAUUGGAGGAUGCACAUUCACAUUAGAAAGCCAUCCUCCGAGUCCAACUUGAAGCACCGUGGGAGAGCUUCUGGAGCGCCUUCUACUACUAUCUCUAGUGCCACUCCCUCCUCUAAGCUCACCAGGGGGAGCACUUUGAGUAGUGGUGGUGCCUUACUCACGCCUAUCGAUACUCCCGAUGCUGGGGCCAACGACGUGUCGGAUCUUUUUACAACUCUGUUUGCAGACGACGAAUUAACCGACUCAGUCGAGCGCUCUCAAGCACUCGCUCGUAUGUCAAAAUCAAAGGCUUCUCAGGGUGUCAAAAUUUCUCAAAAGGUCUCAGAGAAUUCUCGACUUCAAACGAAGUUACCCCAUCGCAAUGCCAAUCUGGCACCCAAGCAGCUCGACCCGAUUGAGCCUGAUGUCACCGCGGAUGAUGGUGCCUUCAAUCUCGUGGGCGAUGAUCUUGAAGUGAAUGCGGAGACUGCUCCUCCAGUAACUUCCCUCGUUGACUAUGAUUCCAAUACCGAGAGGGAAUCUGAUCUUGAACCCCCUCCUUCUGCACAGGUUCCAAAAGGAUACUAUGAUGCCGACCGGCCUCCACAUCUCGCUCCAUCCUACUUAUCCCACCCUACCAGCGUCAAGCGCAAACUCGUAGAUGCUGAGGAUGACAUUACUGACGAUGACUUGAUUGAGGACACUCUAAUCGAGGACAACCUCAUGAUCACAGAUGACUUUGCGAUCGAGGACGACCUCAUGUUAACGGAUGUGAUCAAGGACGACAUCAUGAUCGAAGACGACCUCAUGAUCGAAGACGACCUCAUGAUCGAAGACGACCUCAUGAUCGAGGAUGGCCUGGUCGACGAAGACUCACCCUCCUCCGAAAUCGAGUUUGUGGCUCACGUCGAGCCUGUGGUCAAGACUGUGGUCAAGACUGAGUACAAACCAGUGUCCUUGCGGUUGACUUCUAUGGUAGCUGGUCCCGCGAAUCCGUUAGAGGUGACAGUGGAGAUCCUCCCCCGUUCUUCAUAUAGGAUCAAGCAUCUUCCUGGAGGACCUCGGGCAGUGGCUAGGUGGAGCACAACCUUCAUUCCCACUCUCAUUUCUGCUAUCGGAGACCAGGAAGAAGUCUGGGGUCGUAUCGAGUCGGAAGCAACGUUCCACGCUACUAUACAGGACACCUGGGAUGCUGUCCAUGAAGAUAUCCCCCAUAUCGUCACGAAUGAUGGACCCGUUAUAGCUAUAGCUCUGCAACGGCUAUCAGAGUGGCGCAAUUGCAUUGGCACCACGGCUGUCACGGUAUACACAAACUUCCUGUCGUUGCAAGAUGAUGUCAAGACUGAUGAAGAUCGCAAAGCAUUUUCCGAGAGCUUACUUGUCAAGUUAGCGUUCCUGUAUGGGAACAUCCCGGAGGAAGGGAAAUUGGAGAACCCUUUCGAGUCUGAGCUUAUCAUUCAGGUGGAACGUGCCAUCCGCCUUAUCGCUUCCGAGACGCUUGUCAGCGAAUUGGAGGCGAACAGUAAAGGCAAGGCCGUCAAGGUCCCUCACUCUCUCAACAAGUUCUCGGGCAAGAUCAGCGGCUCUCGAAAGGCGUUCUCGGACACUAAUUUCGGUGUAAUGACCAGGUGCUACAUGACAUCCAUCAACCACCUGCAAGACUCAGUCAUCCAGGAUAUCUGGGAACAGGCGAAGGAGAUUGCCUUUAAGAGGCGCGGUGCACCCUCCGCUCCAGACGAAGACUCGGAGGAUGAGCGCGCACUCAUAGGGUUCUAG